AUGGCACCUGCUCACCCUCAGAGAACACAUGCAGACGUGGAUGGGGCCACUGUGCAAAUGGCCGGACCAGCACUCAGCCAGUGCUCAAAUUCCACAUGGGACCUGUAUCAGGCGAACGGGUUCUUCUGCUGCGAGCCUGGUGACAUUGGCUUUACGAGCACAGAGCAAAAGACGAGAGGGUAUUUGGGUUGUGCGAAAAAUGGUACGCUGGAUGAGGAUGUUAUGAGCCCGAUUUCUGAUGGAAAUAAUGUAGUAUCUACUUCUACGUCUGCGACCGCGCCACAUUCAUCUACAAUACGCCCUCCGGUCAUGGCAUCCCCGACUGUGACACCAUCCACAACUCCGACUCCAAGCGAGCAUAGCACCGCGAACACAGGCACGAAGAUUAACAAGGGCGCCAUUGCGGGUGGCGUUGUUGGUGGUUCGUUUGCAGUAGCACUUAUUGUUGUGAUAGCUUGGCUGAUCCUCCGUCGCCGCCGAUCUAAAGCCUCUGUCGAAGGAGAGAAGACAUUCCCAGGCCUCUCGGGGGAUUCAAGGUCCAAGCCUUCAUCGACUAAUCCACAAGCGCAACCACUAUCGGAGCUUUCGGAGGAGAGAGGGUCCGGGAUGUGUAGGGAGAGUACUACCAGGGCUGAACUUCCUGCCCGACAGGUUCUAGCUGAGCUUCCCGAGCACCUGUAG
This is a messenger RNA of Penicillium paradoxum, 681 nucleotides long. RefSeq lists its product as uncharacterized. Bases 1 to 681 code for a protein of 226 amino acids. The record is from RefSeq and is a predicted model, not a curated record. Lineage: Eukaryota; Fungi; Ascomycota; Eurotiomycetes; Eurotiales; Aspergillaceae. The transcript has 3 exons.